AGCCUGAAACACAAGCAUGCUGUCCCAGUGCUGCCCCAGUGACUCUGCGAAACACUCGUGUCCGGCUUCAGAGAGUAACACCAGCUUUAGAAGUGUUUAGACUGUUUUUCUGAACCAAUAUGUGAUUUGUGUUUGAGUUUGGCCUGCAGAUAAACACUGGACCCCUAGGUGUUGUUUGGCCUGAAACCUGUUGCGAUUUGUAGGCCAUUAGGAUCAAACAGCAUCAUCAAAAUGGUCCGUAAUGUGGAUGACCUGGACUUCUGCCUGUCCUCCCACCCUCAGAGCAUUCUGGAGGGUCUGCGCUCCCUCUGCUCCCACCCCAAACUGGUGGACAUCACCCUGAGUGCUGGUGGACGGGACUUCCCAUGUCACCGCGGAAUCCUAGCGCUCUGUAGCCUCUACUUCCGCUCCAUGUUCUCAGGGGACUUCGUGGAGAGCAUAGCAGCCCGAGUGGAGCUUCGGGAUGUGGAUCCAGAAGUUCUGGCUACUCUUCUGGACUUUGCCUACACUGGAAAGCUCACCAUCAAUCAGGGGAACGUGGAGGCCCUCAUCUGCACCUCCAGUCAACUCCAGUUCCACACGGUCCGAGCCGUCUGCAGCCGCUACCUCCAGCACCAGAUGGACGCCACCAACUGCCUGGGCAUUCAGGAGUUCGGAGAGAUCCACGGCUGCCCCGAGGUGGUGGCCAAAGCCAAGGCCUUCCUGCUGGAGAACUUUGAGGCUGUUCAGCAGCACGAGGAGUUCCUGCUCCUGGAGAAGGAGAAGCUGGUGGCCUGCUUGAAGGAUGAUGACCUGCAGACUCGAGACGACUGCGCUCGGGCUCAGGCGGCUCUCGCGUGGGUCAGACACUGCAGGGACAGCCGGAUCUGCCACCUACCGGAGUUACUGAAGCUGGCGAGACUCGCGUUUCUAACUGAGGCUUACCUGAGAGAGACCCUGAUGAACGAUCCACUGGUCCAGGAUUCCAUCGACUGUAGAGAACUAGUGGAGGGAAUCUGCAGAGAGAAAAUGAAUAAUCAUGUAGGCGAGUCAGAGCAGAGUCUGCUCCAGAACACUCCUCAUAACCUGCAGGAGGUGCUGUUCGUGAUGGGUGGCCGGUCACUCGAUGAUUCUGAUGAUGAAGAUGAGGAGGAUGAUGAUGAGCGGGGAAUCAGGAUUCACCCCAGGAACUGUGGAUACUACAACCCCAAGCUUCAGCAGUGGUAUCAGCUGCCAGAUUUUCCAAACUACAAUAAAUGGGGUUAUUCUGUCGUCCCUCUAAACAACGAUGUGUACAUCACAGGCGGUUCUCGAGGCUCCCAGUCCAACACCUGGUCGACCACAGAAACCUGGAAGUAUAUCACUCGUGAAGGGAGGUGGGUUACGGUAGCUCCGAUGCUGCGGCCCAGGACUAACCACUCCUCCGCAGGUCUGAACGGAGAGAUUUACGUCAUCGGAGGUACGACCAUGGACAUAGUAGAAGUGGAGCAUUAUGAUCCAUACAGCGAUAGCUGGGCACUGACGGCUCCGGCGCUGAAAUACGUGACCAACUUCACAGCCACGGCCUGCCUGGGAAAGCUAUACGUCAUCGGCUCCUGCGCCGUCAAAUACAACGCCCUGACCCUGCAGUGCUACAACCCUGUUAUAGAUGGCUGGAGUAUCAUCUGCUCUCCGUUCAUCCCAAAGUACCUGUCCUCUCCUCGGUCUGUCUCUAUGGAUGGAGUUAUUUAUCUGAUAGCAGAUAACACCAAGAAAGUCUACCUGUAUGACCCUGAUGCCAACAUAUGGCAGAAAAUCCAGUUCCUGCACAAGCUGCAUGAGAACGGUGGGCUGGUGGUACUGGGACGGCAACUGUAUGUGACUGGGGGGCACUGGAAGGGAAUGGAGGGGGAUUACAGUGUGGAGGUGGAGGUGUAUAACCGAGCGUCUAACCUGUGGAGGGUGGAGUCCUUCCUGCCCAGGCUGUGGUACUACAGCGGCUGCUGCUCCAUCUUCCUUGACCCGGCCCAGUGGCAGGACUUAUUUCCAGAGGAGACGUAAUGAAGCAGGAAGUACAUCAUUACAGGAGUUACAUCAUUAAUAUUAUUAAUAUUAUACAUUUUUAAAACAGAAAAUGUACCUGAUCACACAUACAGGAGCAGAAGUGAAAUCAGAGGAUUUAUAAAAUACAAUACCACUUUAAAAUAAGGCUCCCUUAUAAAGGGCAUAUGAAUUAUUUAUGCAGGAGUAAAUUAAUGGUUAUAAGUUAGGUUGUAUAUACUCUACAUAAUUAUUAAUAAGCAGUAUAAAGAGUUACAACACAUAAAUAAUCAUACUAUGUCUUUUCCAUUAGUCAGCAUUAACAUACCUAAUAAAUUAAUACAAAAAGUCAGUUUAGUAAUUUUCUAUGUUAGUAUACACCACAUUAAGAUUACUGGAUUAAUAAGAAUUCUGUGUAGUUAAUUAAAUAAAGUUAAUAUUACAUAUAUUAAUGCUGACUGAUGGAAACGACAAAGUAAGAUCUAGAAAAGCAUCUAGAAAGAUCUGAGGUUUAUCAGUAUAGUGUAAAUGAAUGUGGAAUCACUAUUUGGAAAAAGACAGCUCACUGUUACCCUUUAUAUUUAUGUGUUGUAACUGCCUAUUAAUUGGUUACUUUUUAAAGUAUUUACAUCUUAGUUAAUAACUAUUAAUAAACUGCUUUAUAAACCAUUUUAAUCCUUUAUAAAGAAGAUUAUUUUAAACUGAUACCUAAAAUUAAAAUGAAAAAUAUUAAAUUUUAUGACAAAAUAUAUUAUACAUUUUAAAUAAGAUAUUAUAUUUUUCUGUGAAUAUAAUAUAAUAUAAUAUAAUAUAAUAUCAUAUCAUAUCAUAUAAUAUAAUUCUACUUCUUGUACGUUAAAACUUCCAGUUUAUGUGUACAUAUAAUUAAAAAAAAUUAAAUGCCUCUUUUUUCAGGUACCAGACAAACAUAGGGUGAAUUAUGGGUAAUUUGGGCAAAAGGUAAUAGGAGACAUUUUAACUUUAUAAAAGGUUUAUUGUCUUGCGGUAAAGUAAAGGCAAAUCUUCAAUAUUAUAUAAGUGGAUCAUUUAUUAAUGGAAAGUAAUCUUAGAAUCUGUCUCAAUCAACCAUAAUUCACUUUAUUUGAAUUGCUAAUGGACGUUAAUGGAUUUUUUAAAGAAAAUAAAACAUUUUCUGUGAAUAUAAUGGCACAGAAGAUUAAACUUCCUUUAAAAAAAUACAAUUUAAAAUUACAAUUUUUACUGUAUACAAAUUAUUUUUAAAAUCUACUUUUUUUUAGGCACAGAUAAACAGAGAUCUUGGUUGUAUGUGUGUGUUUAAAGCCCUUUAGUGUGACUACACCAUGGUAACAGGGCAACAUUUUUAUUAUUUUCACUGUAUAUAUAUAUUUGUUUCCCUUGUGCUGUAUGAAUAUACUGUUUGAUAUGAUGUGAAGAUUAGUGCUUGUUUUUUUUUCUCUCAACAAAAUAAUAUUGUUGUCUUCUGUCAUUAUUAUUAUUCAAUAAACAACUUUUCAACAUC
Messenger RNA from Astyanax mexicanus (Mexican tetra), 3499 nucleotides. It is a transcript of the gene klhl30, whose product is annotated as kelch-like family member 30. Lineage: Eukaryota; Metazoa; Chordata; Actinopteri; Characiformes; Acestrorhamphidae. The coding region runs from base 232 to 2019 and encodes 595 amino acids. The transcript is spliced from 8 exons. Gene Ontology annotation, molecular function: protein binding. The record is from RefSeq and is a predicted model, not a curated record.